Molecule: messenger RNA, 1456 nt
Organism: Cyprinodon tularosa
Lineage: Eukaryota; Metazoa; Chordata; Actinopteri; Cyprinodontiformes; Cyprinodontidae
Product: periphilin-1-like
Exons: 11
Coding region: 386-1246 (286 amino acids)
Biological process (GO): protein localization to heterochromatin; negative regulation of gene expression, epigenetic; negative regulation of DNA-templated transcription
Cellular component (GO): nucleoplasm
Source: RefSeq, a predicted model, not a curated record
AAGGAAGACUUGCCUGUAGCGCCAGAAAAACACUACAAGGAGGAGAAGAAGACUUCCAUGUUGUUUCUCUUGCAGGGUUGUUUAUGUAUUUUUAAGGCUAUAGACAAAAUAACGAGUAAGCAUUAACCAGGACAGGUUUUGCAUUCACACAUCGGUCGAAGGAUGGAAAUGUAACGCGCACUUUGACUGUUUAUCGUCCGGUUCCUUAUUCUCAACUGAGGCGUCUUGAGGAUACAGAGAACUCAACAAGGACCGCGAGUGCUCAGUGGCUUAUCAGCACGGUCGAAAAUCCAUCAGAGAAGCAUAUGAAGAACAGUUUGCCCCACAGGAUGCAAGAGAGGUUACAGUUCACCGGGUUGUCAAUAUUGUUGAGAAGAGGAACCCUAUGACACGGCCAGGGGGGGAAUUUGACAGAGGAUAUGAUGACCAGCGGUACAGGGGCCCUCGUGACUACAAUAGUGGAAGAGGAUAUCACACCAAAGACACUUAUCGAUCUGAUGACAGUCAGUACUACGAUGAAAACUCCAGCUAUGAUAACUACCGAAGACACUCUCCACCACAUCGAGAUGACUCGUACCCUCAGACGAGUUACGGUCGAGAUGACUUGAGGCAUCAGCUAAGCUCAAGUAGGAACAGGAGUAGAGGUCCUCCUCAUAGGAGAGGUCAAGGCUACGGUCCUCCUCCAAGGGAGGAUUAUGACUACAGGCCCUCUAAAUCUUUAGUCAUCACACGAGAUCGCUCUCCUGGAAGGAGGGAAUCUCAUCCACCCAUCCGAUCGGGAUCAAACCCCAGCAGGAGCCUCUCACCUGACAGGGACAAAGGCUUCACCUAUCAGCAGAAGUACAAGUCCAGCGCAUCGAAGAGCUUCACCUCCAGCAGUUCUGUAGAGGACUCCCCCCACCCAGCCUCUUCUAAGGAAAAAUCAUCAGCAUCUGCAGCAGAGACAGAGGCCGUAGCAGCUGCCAACUCGGAGCCAAACAUAAUUCAAGAGGAGGACAUAAAGGCACGUCGGUCAGAGGCCAUUAAGGCUAAAGUUGCUGAAAUAGAGAAGCAAUACAGGCAGGACUGUGAGACGUUCCGUACAGUGGUGAAGAUGCUGAUAGACAAGGAGCCCUCUUUGGAUGGUAUGCUGCAAGCUCCGCUGGACAAGAACCUGUUGGAGAUCCGACAGCACUGCCUAGAUGCAAUUAAGAGCUUUGUGAUGGAGCUGGAUGAGAUAUUGGAGCAGCCUGAAGCAACAGCCUGAUAUUUUGAUGGCAGACUGCUAAAGUGAUGUGAUGUCACUUGGACUUGAGCUGAAAAUCUGUGGACUAAAAAAUUAAAUUUUUUAUUGUAUUUCACAUGUUCUGUUCAAUGUAUUUCCAUAGCAGGAGGGAUGGGAUGGAAUUUUUAAAGGAUUAAUUAAUGUUGUUACAGUAAGGUACACACAGUAUUAAAUAAAAACAACUCAACAUAG